Halteromyces radiatus is the source of this 1089-nucleotide messenger RNA. RefSeq names its product CDC50/LEM3 family. The record is from RefSeq and is a predicted model, not a curated record. The coding region runs from base 1 to 1089 and encodes 362 amino acids. Gene Ontology annotation, cellular component: Golgi apparatus; endoplasmic reticulum; plasma membrane. NCBI's taxonomy places the organism in Eukaryota, Fungi, Mucoromycota, Mucoromycetes, Mucorales, Cunninghamellaceae. The transcript has 6 exons.
AUGGCCGAAAUAAAAAGUCGAAAACCAGCAAAUACGGCUUUUAAACAACAACGGCUCAAGUCUUGGCAACCUUUGUUAACACCUAAAACUGUAUUACCCACCUUAUUUGCCGCUGGUAUUGUAUUCGCUCCUUUAGGUGGACUUUUUUUAUAUGAAAGUGAAACUGUCAAUGAAAUUGUCAUCAACUAUACUGGCUGUGAUGCUGUUGGAUCUCAAGAAACAACAUUAACUGGAGACUUGUAUAGUUAUAAAUUCACAUCGGAUAAUUCGACAGUUAUUCGAGCACCUAGUUAUAAAAGUGUUCCUAGUAGUACGUUUUUGGAUUCUUCACCAGUGAAUGGCGGAACGAUCAAUCAAUGUUUUAUUAAAUUCUCGAUUCCUAUGGAACUUAAACCACCCAUCUAUAUAUUUUAUCAACUCACCAACUUUUAUCAAAACCAUCGAAAAUAUGUCAAAAGCCUGAAUUAUAACCAACUAGCAGGUGAAGUUAUCUCGCAAGGGGACGCUGCUGCUUCUUGUACUCCUGUGGCAACAGAUGCGAAUAAUAAAAUUUAUUAUCCUUGUGGUUUGAUUGCCAAUUCUAUGUUUAAUGAUUCAUUUUCUAGUUUACGAUUACUCAAUCCAGCCAAUACAAGUAGUGAUAACAAGACAUAUACAUUCAGUGAAACAGGAAUUGCUUGGCCAUCCGACAAACAACGAUUUAAAAUGACAUCAAUGCCUUUGGAUCAAAUCACUCCUCCUCCCAAUUGGAUUCGACGUUACCCAAAUUACACUGCUGAUAAUCUGUUUAAUCCACAAACUGAUGAACAUUUCCAAGUAUGGAUGCGAACUAGUUGGUAUCCUACCUUCAGAAAAUUGUAUUCAAAUUAUCAACAAGGUGAUUCUUUGGCUCCUGGUACUUAUGAAAUUCAAGUAGAUUUGAAUUAUAAUAUCACGGCUUAUGGUGGAACCAAAUCAAUCAUCAUCACAGGAACUUCUUUCUUAGGUGAUCGCAAUGCUUUUAUGGGAUUGGCGUAUAUUAUUUUUGGAUGUGUUGCAGCUCUAUUUGGGAUCACUUUCUUGGGUUGGCACUUCUUCAGACCUAGGUAA